Molecule: messenger RNA, 1038 nt
Organism: Zymoseptoria tritici IPO323
Lineage: Eukaryota; Fungi; Ascomycota; Dothideomycetes; Mycosphaerellales; Mycosphaerellaceae
Exons: 1
Coding region: 1-1038 (345 amino acids)
Source: RefSeq, a predicted model, not a curated record
AUGCCAGGCAUCUGGGACGCCACAAACACUGCAGUCAACCCACCAACGAGGUCUGCUGAAUACCACCAGAACAUCGUUAUCCUGUCAAAUGGUGGCCUUCUUACCCUGUUGGCGUCCACGCGACCGGAAAUAUUCGGUAGGAGUGUUGCGCUGCUGCCAAAGGUGGAUCGUCAAGCUGCACAACACGCCGACGUGACAGUGAUGGAGGCAAUUUCAGAGGCGGCGGGUGAUGUACUGCCGGGCAAGAGGAGUGGCCGUCCUGCCAUCACUCGCAAGCUCGCGUCGUACGGCAAAGAUCUGAGCGAGCGUCUGGUCAAGUCAUAUAACCACGCCUUCGACAGUCCUCACCGGGCUGGCGUCACGGUCAACGGCUUCUCAUACAUGAGCACAGAAGAACUCGCACUGGCACUAUACGUGGGCUCACAUGCCUCAUCCGAAAACACCAAGCGCGCUCACGUCUACCGCCUGGAGGUCACCAACGGCUCUGGUUUUGAUCUCCGGGCCGUGCGGCAAUUGAAAGAGCGGCAAUUUCCCCACCUGCGAGCAGUCGAGAUCUGCCAAUGUCCAGAGUUCUCAGUCCACACCAUCUUGACCGAUGACUUUGACUCAAGUGACGACGACUCGAACAACGGAUCAGAAGAUGAGUGCACUGACGAAGCCGAUGCGCCAAUUAUUUGGAAGAAGCUCGACGCGCUUCAACAUUCUGUCGAUUUCGAUCUCUGCGAGCCACAGCCGAAGCGUGCUGCCCAUAUGGGCGUCGAUUCUCAUGCUUACAUCUUGUGGCAUGAGGCCACUCCAUACAGCAUUGCAGCGGCCAUCAUCUGGUACAAGCCAGAUCGGGUUCUCGAGUCGCCUAAAUUGCUCCGACAGCUGUUCUCCUUCUUGAACAAACGAGACCGCGCGUACCGCACUGACUCCAUGGACCCAGAAACGCUCCGAAAUCGGAAACCUCGACCGCAUUUGGAACGCCUUUCAUUUGAGGACUUCUCCUCCUCGCCGAUCUCAUCAAAGGCGAUACUACAGGCGACCGGGCAAUGA